This is a messenger RNA of Orcinus orca (killer whale), 3693 nucleotides long. It is a transcript of the gene ZDHHC7, whose product is annotated as zinc finger DHHC-type palmitoyltransferase 7. Gene Ontology annotation, biological process: peptidyl-L-cysteine S-palmitoylation; protein targeting to membrane. The transcript has 8 exons. Lineage: Eukaryota; Metazoa; Chordata; Mammalia; Artiodactyla; Delphinidae. Gene Ontology annotation, cellular component: endoplasmic reticulum; Golgi apparatus. Gene Ontology annotation, molecular function: protein-cysteine S-palmitoyltransferase activity. Bases 977 to 1903 code for a protein of 308 amino acids. The record is from RefSeq and is a predicted model, not a curated record.
UCUUUUUUGUCGAUGAUUGUUCAGCAGUUCGUUGUGAUGUUGCUGUUUUCGUGAGAGGAGGUGAGCUCGAUCCUUCUACUCCGCCAUCUUUUCCAGAAUUGAGGGGCUGCUGUUAGUUUGGACGCUUGCUGUCUGUAUCCUCAGCACCUGCUGGCUUUUAUUCCCUUGAUAUGGGGUGUGCAGGUGCAGCCGCCCUUGUGCGCUACUGGGAGGGCGGGGGCAGCACUUGGCGACUGCUCGCAGGUCUCGUAGCGGUGGCCUGUGCCUGCCUCUGGAGCCCACGAUGGCGGCAGCGACUCGCGCCCGCCCCCAGAGCUCCUGUAGGCAGUGUCCUGUUGCCUGGGAGCGCUCGUAAGGAAAGAAGCUCUUACGGUGGUCCCUCCCCUCUCCUCGUGCACCCCUCAGUACGGCGCCUUGGCUCUCUGACAGGCCCCGGCUUCUUCCGAGCACACCCUCAGUUGCCACAGUCCAGCCUCUUCAGCUGUCUCCGUGCAUCCCGCCCCGGGCCUCUCCCUGGGUCUGACCUCCGAAGCCUGAGCUUCAGCACUGGACGGAUGAGCGUCUGAGGCUGGGGAGCGCAGGGUGGCGGCGCCGACCUUCCGUUCAGGCUGCUCUCUGUGCUGCCCUCCGCAGACGGGUUCCUGUGCUCUCCUGCUAGGCUCCGACGCUCGCCGCCUGUCCAGGCUGAUCUCCUCCACAGCUCCCUGCCUGGGGCGCAGGCCCCGUCUACAUUCCUUUCUUUUUCUUUUUCCUUUUGUUCUACCAGGUUAGCUGGAGGUUUUCUUGCCCUUCGGGAAGUCUGAGGUCUUGUGCCUGCGCUCAGGAGCCGUUCUGUGGGAGCCGUCCACGUGCAGAUGUGCUUUCCACGUUCCUGUGGGAGGAGAUCCUACCACAUAGGACAGUAUGCACCUUAAGAUCCUGAAGAAAAGACACAAAACGUCCAAGUAAUGUCUAAAAAUAAUUUGUGAGGGAAACCAUGCCGUCAUCAGGACACCGGCUCCGGGAUGUCGAACACCAUCCUCUCCUGACCGAAAAUGACAACUACGACUCUUCCUCCUCCUCUUCAUCCGAGGCCGACGUGGCAGACAGGGUCUGGUUCAUCCGCGACGGCUGUGGCAUGAUCUGUGCUGUCGUGACGUGGCUACUGGUCGUGUACGCGGACUUCGUGGUGACGUUUGUCAUGCUGCUGCCUUCCAAAGACUUCUGGUACUCCGUGGUCAAUGGAGUCGUUUUUAACUGCCUGGCGGUGCUUGCCCUGUCCUCUCACUUGAGGACCAUGCUCACCGACCCCGGGGCAGUACCCAAAGGGAAUGCUACUAAGGAAUACAUGGAGAGUUUGCAGCUGAAGCCUGGAGAAGUGAUCUACAAAUGCCCCAAGUGCUGCUGUAUCAAGCCCGAGCGUGCCCACCACUGCAGUAUUUGCAAAAGAUGUAUUCGGAAAAUGGAUCAUCACUGCCCCUGGGUGAACAACUGUGUCGGAGAAAAGAAUCAGAGAUUUUUCGUGCUCUUCACUAUGUACAUCGCGCUGGCGUCCGUGCACGCGCUCGUGCUCUGCGGGCUGCAGUUCGUCGCCUGUGUCCGAGGGCAGUGGACUGAAUGCAGUGGUUUCUCACCUCCAGUCACUGUGAUCCUGCUGAUCUUCCUGUGCCUUGAGGGUCUGCUGUUUUUCACUUUCACCGCAGUGAUGUUCGGCACCCAGAUCCACUCCAUAUGCAAUGAUGAAACGGAGAUUGAGAGGCUAAAGAGUGAGAAGCCGACGUGGGAGCGGAGGCUGCGGUGGGAAGGGAUGAAGUCCGUCUUUGGGGGCCCCCCCUCGCUGCUCUGGAUGAACCCCUUCGUCGGUUUCCGAUUCAGGCGACUGCAGACGAGACCUAGGAAAGGGGGCCCCGAGUUCUCAGUGUGAGGCUCUCAUCGUGCUGGGACUUGUUCACGGACUUUAUCUAUUUGGGGUCGGAGAGGGUAUCAGCAGCUCAUCUGUGGCCAGUAGGGCAAGUGGAGAGCAGUUGCUUGCAGCAAGCAGAGUUUAUACGUUUCCGGUCACAGAUGGCGGAGUUCCCACACUAACUGGGUGGCGCUCUGAUCCGUGUCACCGUCCAGUAACAAAGGGACGUGGCCGCGCGGAGAAGCCGAAUGUCAUUAUCUUCCUGCACAGUUAGGAGUUCUGUUAACGUACUUGGCAUUUUCUAAGAAGUUUCGUGGGUUGUUACACGGGUUAAAAUCCUGUGGGCUGAGCUGCUUUUCUCACUCAUGAAGAAAACGAGCCAAGCCAGUGACCAGGAAUUCUGCGGCUGGUGGCUUCGGGGAGCUCCCGCUGGCCCCGUGAUUCCCGAGGGUCCGCCUCGGUCCAGGAGGGGCCUGGAUGCAGGAGCCGCAGGCGCUGCACGGAGCAUCAGGGCUGCAGGUUCGCUCCCCGCCCGGGGCUGGUGGGCCCUGACCCUGUGGGCAAGUCCACGUGUGUCUGUGUGUGUGCGUGCACGUGUGUUUUAAAGUGGGCCGUGUUGUUCAGGCAACAUAACACGUUAUGGGCGUGUGCCACAGACAAGCUAUUUUUUAGAAACCGACGUUUCAGGGAAGAGGGGAGAGCUGCGCGGGGUCCCCCCUCCCGUGGGGUUUACUAUGAAUGUAUUGCAUAUUGGAGAAUAUCUCAAUCCAAAGAACAGUCAUUCCUGUGUGGUCUUCUGUUGCCCUCCUGUUUUAAUUUUUUUUACAAAAAUCUUGAGUGCGUGAGAGGGCUUUGGCACUGACCUGUCUGGUUCUGGCCAAAUGAGCAGCGUGUAAACGGCCCCUCCGUGAGAGGAGAGCAGCGUCUGUGGCGGCCUGGCACCUGCAGCCUGAUGCUCGCGCAGAUGGCCUGCAGGGGGCGCACGCGGCCCCGACGAGGUGAGGGGGCCGCGAGGCAGGAGCCCCUGGGCCCCGUGGGCCUCGCUUGCAGACUAUUCAGGAUGGCGACAGCUUGUCUGAUUUUUCAGUUUUUACCUUUUUGGGGCAUCAUUUUGUUUCUUUACCCACGUCACAAGCGAUAAAAUAGGACCCUUGGUGCAGAGCUUAAAAUUAUGCCAGAAAGCAAACAGCUCCCCUCCCUGGGGACUCGCCUUAAACUUGCCUGGUUUGUCGGUGUUUCGCGGGACUGAGGAGGAAGCCAUCUCUGACAAGGUCUUGGGGGGGGUGGUGUCCCCUGAGCCCACGUCCCACGCUGAGAAGAGUGGGCGUCUCCCUCCUGGUCUCCACGCCUCUCUGCUCAUCUGUGAGCUGUUUUGCUUUCGUUUGCAUUAACCCGUCCCCUGUCCUGAUCAGGGUUUCUACCACUGCUGGCGCAGAACCACAAAGGGCCUAUUGGACAACAGUCUAGCUGAGUAAGCGAGCUGUGGGACGGGUGUGAAAUGGACUCAGUCACUGCAGGACGUGGGCUGUGACGGGGGGCGCCGAGUCGCAGCCGGAGGACUAACAGAACAGGAGACUGAUGGGUUUCCCGAGACUGUUCUGCAGCAUCUGUCGUCUGGGUUGGACGUGUGUAUUGGGCUUCAAUGUGAGGCUUUUCAUAUGUAUAUCCUGGUUAUCAAUAAAAACAAUUAUCAAAGUGGUUGAAUCCUGUGAGACUUGGCAAAUACGUGCAAAUCAAGUAUACUUGACUUUUCAACCUCUUCUUUCAAUGUAACUUUUUUAAGAAAUAAAGCCACCAGUUGACAUUCUCCA